AGCGAAUUUAAUUCCCAUACGAAGUCACUGCAAGAGCCAAUUUUUGCAUACUGGGCUCGAUAAAUAAUAGGAAAAAACAUUAAAUUGUUAUAGAAAUUUGGGAUUGGCGUAGGCUUUACCUGGAAAAAUGGCUUCGCUUAUAUUAUUGAGGAAUGUGCAAAUGGCAAAGCAACAAACCAAUGGCGCCUUGGGUGUAUUGUGCUUGCGUACCGCCAACUAUUCAUCCGACAGUCCACGUCCCCUGAAGACCACCAACUUGGGUGCCAUGAAACGCGGUACCGGUGGUCGCAGCAGUUUCAACGGUAUUGUUGCUACCGUUUUUGGUUGCACUGGCUUUUUGGGCCGCUAUGUUUGCAACAAGUUGGGUAAGUCUGGUACUCAAAUGAUUUUGCCCUACCGUGGCGAAGAUUCCGAAGCCAUUCGUUUGAAGGUGUGCGGCGAUUUGGGCCAGGUUUUAUUCCAAUUCUAUCAUUUGUGCGAUGAGGAAGCCAUUCGCAAGGCAGUCAAGUAUUCAAAUGUUGUCAUCAAUUUGGUGGGUCGUGAGUACGAGACAAAGAAUUUUAAAUUCAAUGAUGUUCAUGUGGAAGGUGCUCGUCGUAUUGCACGCAUCUGCCGCGAAGUGGGUGUUGAACGCUUGAUUCACGUUUCCGCAUUGAAUGCUGAUCCCCAUCCCAAGAGUCACAUCAUUGAUGGCGGUAGCAAUUUCUUGCGCAGCAAAUACUGGGGAGAACAAGCCGUACGCGAAGAAUUCCCUGAAGCCACCAUAAUCCGACCAUCGGACAUUUAUGGUUCUGAAGAUCGUUUCUUGCGUUACUAUGCCCAUAUCUGGCGUCGCCAAUUCCGUUCAAUGCCCUUGUGGUACAAGGGUGAACGUACCGUUAAACAACCCGUUUUCGUUUCCGACGUAGCACAAGGUAUUCUUAACUGUGCCAAGGAUCCCGAUACCGCUGGCAAGGUUUAUCAAGCUGUGGGUCCUAAACGUUACCAAUUGAGCGAAUUGGUGGAUUGGUUCCAUCGCCUUAUGCGUAAAGAUGAGAAAUGGUGGGGUUAUCAACGUUACGAUAUGCGUUUCGAUCCCACUUUCGUGCUAAAAACUAAAAUGACCGAAAUGAUCUGCCCCAACCAACCUGUGGGUGGUUUACAUUUGGAGCGCUUGGAAAUGGAGUGCGUUACCGAUAAGGUGCUCAACAAUGUGCCCACUUUGGAAGAUUUGGGUGUACAAUUGACCCCUAUGGAAAAUCAAGUGCCAUGGGAGUUGCGUCCUUAUCGCGCUGCUUUGUACUAUGAUGCCGAUUUGAAUGAAUUCGAAACACCAGCACCUCCACAAACAAUUGCACCACGUGAUGAACAACGUUUGUUCGCAUAAAAUAAUCAUCAACGCCACCAUUACUUAAGGUCUGCUGCCAGUGCCGGAGGAGAAGAUACCACACACCACUUUGAUAUGAAGAAGAAAAGUCGUUCGGUACGUUGGUGGUGGCCGGUUCGUCGUAUGAAGGAAAAACGUUUACGUUUACGUGAACUAUUAUUUAUCGUUUUGGUGGUGCGUUCGUUGUGGUAUGGUGUGUUUAGUGAAGAAUAUUUAAGUGAAAUUGAAAAUUUUAUAAACAAUAGCGAAGAUUGUCUGGAUAAAAAUCCAAAAAAUUUAAUUUAAAUCAUAAUACAAAUCUAAAUAAAUAUAUAACAAACAAAAAAACUGAGUGUAACACUCAAAACUCUAUAAGAA
This is a messenger RNA of Calliphora vicina (urban bluebottle blowfly), 1723 nucleotides long. It is a transcript of the gene ND-39, whose product is annotated as NADH:ubiquinone oxidoreductase subunit 39. NCBI's taxonomy places the organism in Eukaryota, Metazoa, Arthropoda, Insecta, Diptera, Calliphoridae. The transcript is spliced from 5 exons. Gene Ontology annotation, molecular function: protein-containing complex binding. The record is from RefSeq and is a predicted model, not a curated record. Gene Ontology annotation, cellular component: mitochondrion. The coding region runs from base 128 to 1366 and encodes 412 amino acids.